Messenger RNA from Diaporthe batatas, 2379 nucleotides. RefSeq lists its product as uncharacterized. NCBI's taxonomy places the organism in Eukaryota, Fungi, Ascomycota, Sordariomycetes, Diaporthales, Diaporthaceae. Gene Ontology annotation, biological process: lipid metabolic process. Bases 446 to 1813 code for a protein of 455 amino acids. The transcript is spliced from 3 exons. The record is from RefSeq and is a predicted model, not a curated record.
CGAAACACCCGCCUUUUUUGUUCCACGCGUCGGUUUGUCGGUCAGAGCGUCAGACCAUUUUGCCCCCCUAACCAUAACGUGGUCUCGGAACAUUGGCCGGCUCGUGGCUCUUCACAACCCAAGGAAAGGAGAGGGAGAGAGCCCGGGAGAGAAGAAAAAAAAAAGUCUGCAUCGAGCUGAGCUCACGCAGUCACCGCCAGCCCUUGCAUUGUCUCCCGUGCGUGCCUACAGCACAGUACGUACACUGAUUCUGCGCUACCAUUCUCCUGGGACUGCUCCAAAGCUUCUCCGCAGGGUCCCCAUUCACCCAUUCAGGUCAGGGGGUUUCAGCAACGCACAUUGUCGCCGCCAAGGAGCUUCCCCAACCGCGUCCUCAACACGAGGGUCCCCAGCACCGGCGAGCACACCCCGAGGGCAAAAGCAUCACCGGCGAUCAUCCCUCACGAUGGACCAGAAGAUAGUGUUCAGUGAGAAGCUGUCCAAGGCCGACGCUUUGAUCCUCAAGAACCUGGAGGCGGACAUCAAGGAGGUAGCGUCAAGGCCAUCCCCGUCCAAUGGCCACGCCGUCGUCAGAGACAACGGUUACACAGAGACUCAAGCGGAUGGCUCCCUCGCCCACACCGAGGAGGCCGUGUCGGUGGUCAGCGAGGACGAGGCCGCCCGUGAUGAGGCGACCCUGGCCAUCAUCACGGGCAUGAACGACCCAAGCAGUGCCUAUUUUGAGCCCUCGGUGUUCAACACAUGGGACUUGAGCACGCUGGGCAAGCUGCCGCCCGUCCUGGACCGGCUGCUCAAGUCCUACGUCGAGCUGGGCAAGUCCGUCGUCCGCGUCGAGACGGACGUCGUCAUGCUCACCCACAUGAUCCUGUACUUUACCACCUCGGUGCCCUCAGCCCUGUGGCUCUUCUACAACUUCACCUGGGUGCAUGGGGUCAUGCACACCGUCAUGCAGGUCUCAUACACCGGGGCCUACACGCUUAUGAUGCACCAGCACAUCCACGGCCGCGGCGUCCUGAACAAGUCCUACGCCUGGUUCGACCUCACCUUCCCUUACCUGCUGGAUCCCCUCAUGGGCCACACCUGGAACUCGUACUUCUACCACCACGUCAAGCACCACCACGUCGAGGGCAACGGGCCCGAUGACCUGAGCUCCACCAUCCGGUACCAGCGGGACAGCCUCUGGCACUUCCUGCACUACGUCGGGCGGUUCUACUUCUUCGUGUGGCUCGAGCUCCCCCUCUACUUCCUGAGGAAGAACAGGCCUCUGUUCGCCGCCAAGGCAGCCUUCUGGGAGUUCAGCAGCUAUGCCCUGCAGUAUAGCAUGUGGAAGCUCAACUGGAGGGCGUCCAUCUUUGUGUUCCUGCUGCCGCUGGCCAUCAUGCGUCUCGGUCUGAUGAUCGGCAACUGGGGCCAGCAUGCACUCGUAGACCGAGACGAGCCGGACAGUGAUUAUCGGUCGAGCAUCACAUUGAUCGACGUCCCGAGCAACCGCCACUGCUUCAACGACGGGUACCAUACCUCCCACCAUCUCAACCCCAUGAGGCACUGGCGCGAGCACCCGGCGGCCUUUCUCAAGGCCAAGCAUACCUACUCCUCGAACGGUGCCCUGGUCUUCCACGACAUCGACUACCUCUUCAUGACGGUCACCCUACUGCGCAAGGACUAUGCCCGGCUGGCCGAGUGCAUGGUGCCCAUUGGCGAGAAGCAGAUCCGGAUGACCAUGGACGAGCGGGCCGCCAUGCUCAGGAGACACACCACCGCGUUCACCGAGGAGGAGAUCAAGGCCAAGUUCGGCAGCGCCAAGACGGAGUGAGGCCCUGGUUUCUGAGGCCCCUAUGGGUUUCUCUGGCGUGGUGUUGGGAGUGCACGAUGGACAAAAGGCUGCACAUGCAGUCACUCACAAGAAAAGCGAUGCGCAUAGUUCGGGUCUUUGAAUCGUGCCAUACGUAUAUGGUGCACAUGCAUAGCGAUGAGAGCUUCUAGACCUGAUUUCAGCGGGCCAUGCAAUCUCUAGAGCGAAAAGCGACUGGAUCAGAGAGAGGCGGAGGAGACUGCGCAAAAGCAGCACAUGCGUUGAUGCGAGUUGGACUCGGGUAGAUGUGGGAAUAGACUUGUCCGAUGAUCUCACUGUGCUGUGUAUAUCCCUUACGAGAAAACGUUGAUAAGGGAUUCGAUCAUGUACAGCGUGAGGUACUCCUUAGAAUGCGCAAGGGCAAAACCUUGCGCGCAAGGGUUUACGCCGGCGUUGACGUGUAGCAUGUCGUUAUUUUCUUGCCUCGCCUGACAAUCCUCGUUAUUCCUAGUCCGGCUGCGUACUCAUUUGAUGUCGGCUCCUUCAGCUGUAUGCGAAGCCACUGCCGGUUGACGAAAAUCGAACCA